This is a messenger RNA of Eremothecium gossypii ATCC 10895, 633 nucleotides long. It is a transcript of the gene TRP1, whose product is annotated as phosphoribosylanthranilate isomerase TRP1. NCBI's taxonomy places the organism in Eukaryota, Fungi, Ascomycota, Saccharomycetes, Saccharomycetales, Saccharomycetaceae. The transcript has a single exon. Bases 1 to 633 code for a protein of 210 amino acids. The record is from RefSeq and is marked provisional. Gene Ontology annotation, biological process: L-tryptophan biosynthetic process. Gene Ontology annotation, molecular function: phosphoribosylanthranilate isomerase activity.
AUGGUUGUUGCGAAGGUGUGCGGCGUGCGGGACGCGGGCGCGGCGGCGGCGGCGGCGGCGGCGGGCGCGGGGUUCGUGGGGAUGGUGUGUGUGCCGGGGCGGCGGCGGACGGUGGGCCGCGAGGAGGCGCGCGCGAUUGCGGCGGCGGUGCGGGGCGCGCCGGGGACGAGGCUGGUGGGCGUGUUCCAAGACCAGGCGCCGGAGGAGGUGCUGCGGUUGCAGCGCGAGCUGGGGCUGGACGCGGUGCAGCUGCACGGCGCGGAGGACUGGGCGGCGUUCCGGGCGCAGCUGCCGGCGAGCACGCUGCUGAUCAAGAGCUUCGUAUUUCCCCGGGACUGCGAGGCCGCGCUGGCGAUGCACCGGGCCGCGCGCGGCCGCAACUGCAUGGUGCUCUUCGACGCGGCGGGCGGCGGCAGCGGCGCGCGGCUGGACUGGGCCGCGCUGGCGGCGUGGGGCGCGGCGCACGCGGACGUGCAGUUCAUGCUGGCGGGCGGGCUGACGCCGGCCAACGUCGCGGAGGCCGCGCGCCUGCCGGGCGUGGUCGCGGUCGACGUCAGCAGCGGCGUGGAGACCGGCGGCGCGAAGGACGGCAACAAGAUCCGGCAGUUUGUCGAGAACGCAAAAGGUAUAUAA